Paramecium pentaurelia is the source of this 1724-nucleotide messenger RNA. Lineage: Eukaryota; Ciliophora; Oligohymenophorea; Peniculida; Parameciidae. The record is from the annotation of a GenBank genome assembly.
AAUGCUUCGUUCCAGUUCAUUCCUAGGAGGAUAUUCAAGAUCACGUAAUAUAUUUUUCCAUUAAGAGAAUAGUAUCUAAAAACAAAUUAAGGCCUAGAGUAUAGUCUUACAGACAUACCAAAUUAAGGUAUUUGGCAUUGUUUUUUGCUUGCAUGAUCAUGAUAGGUGAUGCUUAUUGCUUUGAUAAUCCCAUGGCUUUAUAAAGUGAAAUAAAGGAUUAAUAUGGGGUGGAUCAAUUUAAAUUCAACCUAUUAUAUACAGUUUAUUCAUUACCUAAUAUUAUACUCCCAUUUUUUGGAGGUGUUUUGAUUGAUAAAAUUGGUGCACGAACAGCCAUUUUACUUUUUUCAACAAUCAUCAUGAUAGGUCAAUUGGUUUGUGUUUGGGGUGCAUCAAAUUUAAGCUUUUGGACUUUAAUAGCUGGAAGAGUAAUAUUUGGAAUGGGAUCAGAGAGUUUGAAUGUUUCAUAGAAUUCUAUAAUGGCUAUCUGGUUUAAAGAUUAAGAGAUGAGUUUAGCAAUAGGAUUAUGCAUAAGCAUUCCUAAAAUUGGUAAUGCUUUCAAUAGUCUUCUAAGUCCAUAAAUAUAUUCUAAAUAUUAAUCUUUAGCUGCUCCUAUGAUAGUGGGAGUUGGAACACUAAUUUUCUCAUUUGUAAAGAUCAUCAAAUAACUAUCUAGAUUUGUGGAUUAGCCCUAAUUUAUAUGGACUAUAAAAGUGAAUAGAGAGAAAAACAAAAUCAAAUGUUAUUGAAUAAAAAUGAUGAAAAUCACAGAUCUCAAUCAGAACUUUCUGCAUCUGUCAAAUAAUCAAUUAAAGAUGAUGAUUGUGAUUCUCCAGAUCUAGGAAGAAGCCCAGAAAUAUGUAUGAAUUACUUAUAUUUUAAGUUGCCACUCCAUAGCAUUAAGAAGAAGCAGUAGAACAUGAAGUUAAAGAAGAAAUCAAUUUCAAAGAUAUAGCUAAAUUAUCUGGCACCUUCUGGAUUUUGAUUAUAAUUUGCAUGUUGACAGAAGCAUUAUUUGUACCAUUCCUUGAUAAUGGAAAUGAAUUAUUACAAGAAAGAUUUGGUAUGACAGCUGAAGAGGCAGGACUAUUCUUGAUUAUACCAUACUUGGUUGCAUCAGGAUCUACUCCCUUUAUUGGAAACAUGGCUGAUAAAGUAAUCUAAUUUAUAAUAUUAUUAAGCUUGGUAGAAGAAGUUUAUUAAUUAUUGUAACAUCAUUCAUUUUUCUUAUUACACAUAUCCUUUUUAUUUUCAGAAUGUGUACAUCAGUUUGUUUUUUAAUCACUAUCCCAUUAACUAUUUUGGGUUUGUGCUUUGGAUUCUAUGCUUCUGUUGUUAUUCCUUCAGUUCCAUUUGUUGUCAAAUCUAAUCUUGUUGGAACAGCAUUUGGAUUAACAGGUGUAUUUUAAAACACUGCUUUAGCCUUAUUUCCUAUGAUUACUGGAAUGAUAUUUAAUUAAUUCAAAUAUGAUGAACAUGGAGAAGAAAAUGAAGAAAGAGGAUAUGUCUAUUAAAGUUUUUUCUUUAUAGGUAUGAGUAUAUUACUUGUAAUUAUUGCCAUUUUAUUGAUGUUUGUUGAUAAAAAUGGAGAAAGAAAAUUAAGUUAGAGAGGAAGAGGAAUGGGAAGGAAAAAUAAAGUUGAAUAUGUAAGUGUGCAUGAAGUUACAGAUAUGCCAGCAGAUAAAAAAAUUAGCAUCAAUUAUGAUAAAGAUCAUAGAAUUUGA